This is a messenger RNA of Xyrauchen texanus (razorback sucker), 2297 nucleotides long. RefSeq names its product calcium-binding protein 8-like. The coding region runs from base 78 to 812 and encodes 244 amino acids. NCBI's taxonomy places the organism in Eukaryota, Metazoa, Chordata, Actinopteri, Cypriniformes, Catostomidae. The record is from RefSeq and is a predicted model, not a curated record. The transcript is spliced from 6 exons. Gene Ontology annotation, molecular function: calcium ion binding.
GAACAGAUAACUGGGUCAACUGAAAAUGUCUUUAUUUUUCUCGUAAACAUUUACAAUUAGUGCUACAGUGUAGCUAUAUGAGUCAUCAAACACUGGCAUUACAAGCGUCCAGAGACUUCGACAAUUACAAAACACAGUCUUUGAAGAGGGUGAAGAUGCCUUUUCACCAUGUGAGAGCAGGGUUGCUCUACACAGACAACUACCUGAGGAACUCUCUCUCUGAAACCAGUGAAGAGCAGCUUGCUAACCUCUCCACAGAAGAGCUUGGUGAGAUUAGAGAAGCAUUCCGUGUUCUAGACAGGGAUGGGAAUGGUUUCAUCUCUAAGCAGGAGCUUGGUAUGGCCAUGCGCUCUCUUGGGCACAUGCCCAGUGAGGUGGAGCUGGCUAUUAUCAUGCAGAGACUAGACAUGGAUGGUGAUGGACAGGUGGACUUUGAUGAAUUUAUGACAAUAUUAGGCCCCAAACUCCUUUCUUCUGAAACCAGAGAGGGCUUCCUAGGCAGCACUAUAGACAGCAUAUUCUGGCAGUUUGACAUGCAACAGAUGUCCCUAGAGGAGCUCAAACACGUCCUGUUCCAUGCCUUUAGAGACCAUCUCACCAUGAAGGACAUUGAGAACAUCAUCGUCACAGAGGAGGAGAGUUUGAAGGAGAACUCAGGAAACUGCCAGACUGAAUUUCAGGGAGUGCAUUCUAAAAAGAAGAAUCGUCAGACGUGUGUCCGUAAGAGCCUCAUCUGUGCUUUCGCAAUGGCCUUCAUCAUCAGCGUCAUGCUAAUCGCAGCCAAUCAGAUGUUGCGAAAUGGCAUGGAGUAGCCCUGCCCACUGUGAACCUUGGGUGAUUCGUUCUUUGCUUGUACUGUACCCUCUUAAGAAAUAAGCAUCAAAAACUGCUAAAGCAAUUCCACUUUCUUUUUUUUUUUUACCAUCCAGCGGAUUCGGAUGAAUCUGAAAAUAAAGCUCCCUUUUAUUUUUAAUAUAGCAAUUACACUGACUGUGACAAACUUUCCAACAGCACUGAGGGAUCAUUUGUCCUCCAUCUUCAGUUUUUGACAGGGACACGCAAGGGCUCCUCACUGGAUGCAGUUUAAUGCAAUUAUAUAUUGUGCCCCUCUGUGCUGUGUUUUUCUCACUCUCUCCUUGAGAAGCCAGGACUUGUCUUUGUACUGUAUCUCACUCCAAGCCAUGUCAGAUGGGAACGAUGAGGAGUAGAGUGAUUGGCAGCCUGUCCAACAGUCACCACAGGAUAUUUGGCAUCAAGAGUGUGUGCAUGAGAAUGUGUCCAUGUUCAUCUCAAAUGGUCUGUGUAUUCCUCUGUUGCAGCUCAUUUAUGGAAUUUAUAAAAGAUAUAUUUUAAUGUUCAGUUCAGUCGAAGACCUUUGACACAAUAUAUACUUCACUCACUGAGCAGUUUUUGUUUUUUUGUUGCUAAAGAUUUAAUGGCAGAGCAUUGCACUAGCAACAUCAAAGCUUUUGGUUUGAUUCACACGGAUCAAACUGAUCAAUAUACUAUCACUGAACAUUUUAUAGGAACUCUAAGGUCCUAAUAAAGUGCCGGAUGUGGUCUUCUGCUGUUGUAGCCCAUUUGCCUCAAGUUUCGAUGUGUUAUGUACUCUGAGAUGCUAUUCUGCUCACUACAAUCACACAGAGUGAUUAUCUGAGCUACUGUAGCCUUUCUGUCUGUUCAAACCAGUCUGGUCAUUCUCUGUUGACCUUUCUAAUCAACAAAGAAUUUCCAUCAGCAGAACUGCCAUUCACUGGAUGUUUUUUAAUUUUGCCACCAUUCUAAGUAAAUUCUAGAGACUGUUGUGUGUGAAAAUCCCAGGAGAUCAACAGUUACAGAAAUACUCAAACCAGCCUGGCACCAAUAAUCAUGCCACGGUCGAAAUAACUGAGAUAAAAAAAAGUUCCCCAUCCUCAAAUCAAAUCACUUUAUUGUCACACGACCAUAUGCACAAGAGCAGCAGUGGGUGAAAGUCUUGUGUGCAGUUCUGAGCAACAUAGCAGUCAUAAGAGUGACAUUCUGAUAGUUGAUGUGAAUAUUAACUGAAGCUCCUGGCCCGUAUCUGCUUGAUUUUAUGCAUUGCAAUGCCACACGAUUGGCUGAUUAGAUAUAUCUUGAAUAAGUAGGUGGUGUUCCUUAUAAAGUGCUCAGUAAGUGAAAAUAGUGAAGGGACUGUGGGAUGACGUAUGGAAUAGCAUACUACUCAUACUGUGUUUGCAGUAUGUAGUGAAUUAACUGGACAUGCAAAUUUUCUGAACAUAUGGAAUACCUGGAUGACCGUCUCGAUUUUUACUAGA